AUGGAAGCAAAUAUUCGAGGGAGUCAUAUGAUUUCAUCCAAUUCAAUUUAUUUUGACGUUAUCUCCAAACAUAUGGAUGAUACAUGGGUUCUACGCUUUAUUUCAAGUAACAUCAGAGGGAAAUUUUUUUCAUGUUCUUGUGAAUGGGGUUAUGUUUGUUGGGAAUCAGUUGGCUUUUACUGCGAUGCAUUCUCAUGUACACCAGUGAAUUUAAUAUACACUGAUAUUUUUCCUGGUCUGAGAACUGGCUGUCAAAUUUUGGACUACUCCGCUUCUACACUCGAAUGUUUUUACAAUCAAUCAUGUGUUCAGAUGCUGAUCGACAAUCGCCUUCAUGGCUUUGAAGAUGUCUAUCAACCACUUGAUUUGAGUCAUAUAACAGCACUUCAUCCGAACGAAACGAUCUUUUUCGGUUUUCAAGAUCCAUUUGUAAUUUUUCAGUUCUAUGCUUUUAUUGAUCAAUGGAAUGAGACGGCUGAUUAUCAAUCGUACUUUGCUCAAUGUCAACCAAAGAUAUGUACCUACAUGAUUGCUCAGAAAUUGAAACCGAUCGCUAUUGCUAACUCAAUUUUAGGUCUCAUUGGAGGUCUUAGUGUUCUCCUUCGUCUCCUUGUUCCAUCAUUUACCUAUAUUAUUCAUCAAAUUCAUCUUUUAUAUCGCCAUAAGAUACGAGGUAGGAAAAUUUAUUCUUCGACUGUUUCAUUAUGUUGA
This is a messenger RNA of Rotaria sp. Silwood2, 711 nucleotides long. Lineage: Eukaryota; Metazoa; Rotifera; Eurotatoria; Philodinida; Philodinidae. The record is from the annotation of a GenBank genome assembly.